GUGUUGUUGAUUUAUUUUUUAUUAAUGUUCGUUUGAAGCGUAUUAGAUCGCUCGAUUGUUUCAAGCGGAAUUUUGACACUUGUUCAGGCAGCUGUCGCGCCAGUCUCGGGGCAGACGCCGUGCGGAAGGUAAAUAAUGAAAUCCGUCAACAUUUACUGCAUUAAACAUCCUGUGAAUUAAACUCAACACGGAUGACCGUUCACAACUUGUACAUAUUUGAUCGCAAUGGCACCUGCCUGCAUUACAGCGAAUGGAACCGCAAGAAACAAGCCGGAAUCUCCAAAGAAGAGGAGUUUAAGCUGAUGUAUGGGAUGCUGUUCUCCAUCCGAUCCUUCGUCAGUAAGAUGAGUCCGCUGGACAUGAAAGAAGGCUUUCUGGCGUUUCAGACCAGCCGAUAUAAACUGCAUUAUUAUGAAACUCCUACGGGAAUCAAACUGGUGAUGAACACAGACCUCGGUGUACCGAACUGUAGAGACACACUGCAACAGAUCUACAGCACGCUAUACGUGGAGUACAUCGUGAAGAACCCGCUGUGUGCGCUGGGCGAGUCUCUACAGAGUGACCUGUUCAGCAGUAAACUGGACUCCUUCAUCAGAGCGUUACCGUUCUUCAGCGUCCGCGCCGCCUGACCGCCGCUCCUCCUCAACCACAGCUCCUCACUUAAACAUCUUCACUCACCAAAUCUGUUUGAAUAAACAACUCUUUUUUUUAAAA
Molecule: messenger RNA, 714 nt
Organism: Labeo rohita (rohu)
Lineage: Eukaryota; Metazoa; Chordata; Actinopteri; Cypriniformes; Cyprinidae
Gene: trappc1
Product: trafficking protein particle complex subunit 1
Exons: 5
Coding region: 192-629 (145 amino acids)
Biological process (GO): endoplasmic reticulum to Golgi vesicle-mediated transport
Cellular component (GO): TRAPP complex
Source: RefSeq, a predicted model, not a curated record